AUGAAUUCAACAUAUCAACCAUCUCCACUUAUUCUUGAUCCAUUUAUUCUUCAUUUUCUUUCAUCAACAAUUGAACCACCACCACCACUUCCAUUAUCAAUUUUCUUUUAUGAUCCAUUUCUUGUUGUACCUCCACCACCAAUAACAAGUCCAACAACAUCUGAUAUAACGACUUCACCACCACCUUCACAAAAUUUAAUAACAAAAUCAAACAUUUCUGCUCGUCAUCGUUAUACACCAUUACAAUUAUUUACACUUCAUCGUAUUUUUAUUCAAUUACCAUAUCCAUCAUUAGAACAACGUCGUCUUAUUGCAGAACAUCUUAAUCUUGAUAAUGAACAAGUUCGUAUUUGGUUUUCUAAUCGUCGAUCAAGACAACGUGGAUCUAGUUAUCAAACAAGCCUUAUUCAACCAACAUCAAAUGAAUGCUUAAAUAUAAAACCAUUAUUCGAUCAAUUAAAUCUUUGUAUUUGA
Molecule: messenger RNA, 474 nt
Organism: Adineta steineri
Lineage: Eukaryota; Metazoa; Rotifera; Eurotatoria; Adinetida; Adinetidae
Source: the annotation of a GenBank genome assembly